AACAGGAGAGCGAGACAGACGGGUGGAUACUGUGGGAGAGGGCUGCAAGAGCUGAGGCAGCUGCAGAGAGGAUCCAAAUGGGAGCCAGAUAACCCCUGCUGGGGUGUCCGAACCCCCUGUGUGCUGGAGACAAGAGCAUGCCACUGAGGGGUGUGCUGGUGCAUCACACAGGCUGAGCUGUAUCCCGGGUCUGCAGAGCUAUGAGAUAUGGAGGAGGCUGGCAGCUCCCUGCGGCAUCCCCGCUCAUCCUCUCCCAUGCCCCAUCUGCCAGCCCAGCUCCCCUGCCCUGCACUGCUGCACCUCUUCUGUCUGCUGCUGCUGCUCUCCUGCCCCCAGCCCUGGGGAGCCUCUGCCACCCAGACAGCUCCACACCGCAAUGAGACUGCAGGAGGCAUGGCUGGCACAUUCGCAGAUGAAGAACAGGCAACACAGCAUAACAGCAGCAGUAGGGAAAGCACUAACCACAGCCAGAGCAAUGAAAUGCACAAAGAAAUCACACUGCCUUCAAGACUGGUCUAUUACCUUAACAAAGAAUCUGAAAGUCCAUACCAUAUACUGGAUACAAAGACAAGGGACCAGCAGAAGCAUAACAAGGCUGUGCAUCUUGCCCAGACUAGUUUCCAGAUAGAGGCCUUUGGUUCCAAGUUUAUCCUUGACCUGUCAUUGAACAAUGGCUUGUUGUCCUCAGAGUAUGUGGAGAUUGAGUUCAAUGAAGGAAAAGCUAAAUCCAAUAAGGGAGGAGAGCACUGCUACUAUCAUGGUACCAUCAGAGGUGUCAAAAACUCCAGAGUGGCGAUCUCCACUUGCAAUGGUUUACAUGGAAUGUUUGAUGAUGGCGCUCACACCUACACCAUCCAUCCAGUGGACAUAACUCACAGUUCUGAAAGCACAAGCCGACCACAUAUCAUAGAAAAAGCCCCAGGGUCCCAAAUCUCCAACCUUCCAAACCAUUCAGAUACAGAAGGGAAAGCCACUGAGCAGCCAUUCUUAGCACAAACACGAUGGCUGCGAAAAAGGAGAAAAAGAGCGGUGAAUGUAAGGAGGGGGUAAAUUGAAGAAAUGAAAUAUAUUGAACUUAUGAGUAAUGACCAUCAAAUGUACAAGAAACAACGAUCCUCUUACAUUCAUACCAGCAACUUUGCAAAAUCUGUGGUAAACAUUGUUGAUUCUAUAUACAAAGAACAGCUGAACACUCGUGUAGUUUUAGUCGCUGUGGAAACAUGGACAGACAAGGACCGUAUCACAAUUGGUCCUGAUCCAGUGAAGAUGUUACAUGACUUCUCCAGAUAUCGACAGAAUAACAUCAAACAGCAUGCUGAUGCUGUACACCUCUUGACGAAUAGAACUUUCCAUUAUAAACGAAGCAGUAUGAGUUUCUUUGGAGGAAUCUGUUCCACCUCUAGAGGCGUGGGAGUGAAUGAGUACGGGUUUUUGAUGGCAAUGGCCCAGCAGCUGGCUCAAAGUUUAGCUCAGAAUCUUGGUAUACAGUGGGAACCAGCCUCCAGAAAAAUGAAGCCAAAAUGUGACUGUACAGAGAACUUUGGUGGAUGCAUUAUGGAGGAAACUGGUGUGUAUCAUUCUCGAAGGUUUUCUAAGUGCAGCAUUGCUGAGUUCAAGGAAUUUCUCUCCCGUGGAGGAGGAUUAUGUCUUUUUAAUAGACCAACAAAGUUGUUUGAAGUAACCGAGUGUGGCAAUGGUUAUGUGGAGCCAGGAGAAGAGUGUGACUGUGGUUCAAAAACAGAUUGUUUUGGAGACUGCUGCAAGAAAUGCUCCCUGUCUAAUGGGGCACACUGUAGUGAUGGACCAUGCUGCAACACCUCCUGCUUGUUCCUUCCUCGGGAGUAUGACUGCCGCUAUGCUGUUAAUGAAUGUGACAUCACAGAACAUUGCACUGGAGACUCAGGCCAGUGUCCACCUAAUCUUCGUAAGCAAGAUGGGUAUGCCUGUGAUUCAAAUCAGGGCCGAUGUUACAAUGGUGAAUGCAAGACGAGAGACAAUCAAUGCAAACACAUCUGGGGACAAAAAGCUGCAAGCUCAGAUAAGCAUUGCUAUGAAAGGCUGAAUACAGAAGGCACAGAAAAAGGAAAUUGUGGGAGAGAUGGAGAUAACUGGAUUCAGUGCAGCAAACAUGAUGUAUUCUGCGGUUUCUUGCUUUGCGCAAAUGUGUCCAAGAUUCCCCGCAUUGGUAAAUUAGCUGGUGACAUACCUCCAACAUAUAUCAAUUACCAAGGGAGAGUGAUGGACUGCAGUGGUGCUCAUAUUUUUUUGGAUGAUGAGACUGACAUGGGAUACGUGGAAGAUGGAACACCAUGUGGCCCAUCAAUGAUGUGCUUAGACAGGAAGUGCCUACCUAUUGCAUCACUGAACAUUAGCAGUUGUCCAAUGGGUUCUAAUGGAAAAGUCUGCUCUGGCCAUGGGGUUUGCAGCAAUGAAGCCACCUGUAUAUGCAGCUCCACAUGGGCCGGAACUGACUGCAGUAUAUAUGACCCAAAGAAAGAGCCUACUGUUAGGAAAGAUGAAGGACCGAAGGGUCCUAGUGCCACCAACCUUAUAAUAGGGUCCAUCGCUGGUGCCAUCCUGGUAGCAGCUAUUGUCCUUGGGGGGACUGGAUGGGGCUUUAAAAAUGUCAAAAAGAGAAGAUAUGACCCAUCUCAGUCUGGAAUAUAAGCAACUUUGCCACAACGUCUUCCUUCAUCAAUGAGCGCAAGUUCACACAUGCAAUCUGCUUCUCCAACAUCAUUUACGUUAAGCCUUCAGUACUACAAUACAAUAUUAUCAAUGGCUUGUUUUUUAUACAGGCUUAAGAGAUCAAUUACAAGACACCACAUAAAAAGUGCAAUAGUUUUUUUUUUUUCAUACAAUGCAGGGCUGAUUAUGAGAAUCAACUGAAAUGUCUGAUAAGCAUUGUCUAGCAUAAGCAUGACUAACUUUCCGCAAUGAAUACUGGUAAAAAUACAAGGCAUGUCAUUUUAAUUUUUUUCAAAAUAGAGCAAAGCUGCAUGGCACAGUGCUAACUCAGACAACCAGCUGUUAAGCCAACCUUCCACACCACUCCCCAAAUAUUAAAGAUGGACAGAACAGAGGAAAAGACAAUCUUAUGACGUCAGGUCAAUACGUGCUUUGCAGUCUUUAAAACUAAAAGCAAACUUUUGCUGAAAUCCAAGCCAUGAUUUUUCUGCAGCAGCAGAGUGGACAUGAAAUCAUUCAAUGAAUAACAAAUUAUUGAGGACAUGUACAUAUGAAAAUAGAAGACUUUACAAUAUCAAGUGUAUGAAAUCUUUUCUGACAACAAAAGCUUUAUGUGUAUGUAAAAUAAUAGAUUAAAAAAACAUUGAAAUAUAUGCAUAUAUUUAUAUGUAUAUAGGUAUGUGCAAUAUAUUUUAUAUACUAUAUAUAUAUAUAUAUAUAUAUAUAUAUAUAUAUAUACAUAUAUAUAUAUAUAUAUUCCACCCCCUCAUUUUUCUAGCAUGUAGGGAAGGCACGCUAGGCUUGCAUACAUAAAUAAAUAAGGAGGAUAAAGCAUGUACAUGCAGGAAAUUUUGGCACAAAACAGGUGUGAUCUAGGGUUUGUAUGCUUGAAACCAAAAACAUACUUCUUUAUUAAAGUAUAUACUGUAAAUGGAUAUGUAUUUAAGAAUUCUAAAUAUGAUUAAGUUCCAUUUUUUUGUGUCAAGCUAAUUUUGUACAUAAUAUAUGAAAACAGAUAUAUAGCUACAUACUCAAAUUAUUCACUAAAGUGCCAAGAUCAUAUGCACAUUUCUUUUAUCACAUCUUCUCCAUUGUGCAUGUAAAUACAGUAUGUAGUGGUUUGCAUCACUUUCUUAAUUAAUGGGUAAUUACCAGGCUGGGAAAGUCAGUAAGUCUGUGUAUACAUAUGUUUAAUGACUGUAUGAAAAUCAGACAUAUUGUCUGUAAAGUGCAGUAUACAGUAUGUGAUUAAGAAUUCUGUACCAUUGCUGCAUGCCCCUCUGUCUGUUCCUGACCUUUAUGUAUAGACAUUUUUUGAUUUCUUCAUUCAUACUUCAUUCAUACACACCUUUAUUUAUAAAUCUCUAAGAAAAAUACCCUUAGUACCCAUAUAUAUUCCUGUUUCACAAGUCAACCUGCAAAAAAUGUCUUUUACUUUUGUUCCUGACCAUUGGAAAUCUUGUUCAAAGCUUUUCUAACUCUUUUUGAUAUUAAGAUAUUUGAUGUAUUGCUGUGGCUGAGGAUAACUCCUGAUACCUUGUUAAUGGUCAUGAUACUGAUGGUUUAACAUCCACCCAACAAAUUCAACCCUAAAUCUGGCCAUACACAAGUGAUAAAUGUUGGUGAACACCCAUGUUGCCAGCAGCUAUUUCUCCUGGCUUCACCAGAAACAUAGACGUUGGGUUUACAGUGCAUGUUUAUUUUUUUAGAUGUCAGAUGACUUUUAGCUAAUAUGUAUGCCAGUGUAAAGACUAUGUACAGCUUUGAUGCCAUUAUUAUUAUUGCAAGGGCUAAAAAUAAUUUUCCUAUUAGGUUUUAGUUAAAA
Molecule: messenger RNA, 4513 nt
Organism: Bufo bufo (common toad)
Lineage: Eukaryota; Metazoa; Chordata; Amphibia; Anura; Bufonidae
Gene: ADAM23
Product: ADAM metallopeptidase domain 23
Biological process (GO): proteolysis
Cellular component (GO): presynaptic membrane
Molecular function (GO): metalloendopeptidase activity
Source: RefSeq, a predicted model, not a curated record